GUGAAGUUUGAGGUUUAUAGCACAAGAAUGUACUUCAAUAUAUUGAAGUUACUUUCCACCACAAAUGAUGCAUGCAAUAAAGGAAAUAAUAAAAAAAAUUAAAUAAAAUGCUAAAUGAAUCCCGCAGCUUUUCUACUGUUUGUGGCUUUUGUGUGACCUUUCACUGAUGAAGCACGUUGUUUUAAGCCACAUGGAACCAGUACAGCACCCAUUUUUGGUGUACUGUUAUUACAGAAAACUUCCCCUGAAAUGUAUUACAGGAUUACUAUUGGUCUUUCUCAUAAUGAGCUUCUCCAUCUUCCAGAACAAGCCAGGAAAUCUUCAUGUAAACAUGGCAUGCAUCCACAGCUGAACUGAGUCAUAUCCAGGGCAGACUGCAGCCCGCAGACUGAACAGAGCUGAAACGUGAUGGAGUAAUCACCGAAGCGGCACAAAAAAGGGAUAAUGUCUAGUGGGAGGGGAGAGAAGAGAGAGAGGCUGAGAGAGAGAGACCAUGUAGAAGAGUUGAGGCAGUUGGCCUAGAUGUGUGAAACGCCAGGGGUUGCUUUUUUGGUUCACUGGUUGACGACCAGGGGCAACUUAAUUGUCGACCAAAUGUAAUAGGGGUAAUUCUAACCCACAAAACUAAGAGAAAAGUUUCGCAGCCCAAACUUAAGCGGUCUUUUCAAAUAAUGUGCAAACUUUAGUCUUGGAGGCAAGCAUCCCUGGUCAGUGUGCGCGCAGAUCUCAUGCGUUAUCAUGGGAAUUACUGGUGAAACAUGUAGACUGAAACAUUAACACAAAGAUUUAAAUCAAUAAUUUCCCUGGACGGUCAGAGCAGCAUUCCGCUCGAUUAAUAGCGAUGGCCUUGGAGGCAUUCAGCGACAUAGGUUCAUCAAGAGGCGCUCAUGAAAAAUAUCCUCGGGCAGUGUUGGAGCGCAGCGGCUAUGUGAGGACAUGUGUCACCCCCUUGUACCGGGACGAAGGAAGCCAGUCGUGGUUGAGACUCGCCGUGACAUGGGCUUUCCGAAGAGUGUCGUCUGCGGUCUGCGUUGCCUUCAUCUCCGUUAUUCUCGCUCUGCUGCUCAGAUUGGUCGACUGGGAUGCAGGCAGCAGCAGCAGCAGCAGCGGAAAUAGCAGUGGCUCCGGCUCUCGUUUCCAUUUAGCGGCGGGCUGCGCUGUGGAGCUGCUUUUAACUGCGUGCCAUUGCGUCUCUCCCGUUUUUACACUCGUAUGUGCCUUUUUCUGGGUCUGGUUCUUUUUGCUUCGCUGUGGGGUGCUAAUCCGGAGCGCGUUGUUUUUGUUAGCGGUGUGCCACUUAGGCGAAGCAGCGGCACAGUCUCUCCUCCGCGGCGCCGAGGAGCAGCUGCUGUCCUUAACCGCAACCCUGGUAGUCCUCGGCUGCCUGGGCAGCGGGGCUCUGCUGGUCGUCCGGCUGGGACAGGGAGUGUCCAUCCUCGUCUUCAUUAGCGUCAUCAGGGCUGUCUCCCUUGUUUCUCUGAGCAGAGUCCGGGCCAGUUGGAGACCUUACCUGGCCUACCUGCUGGGGCUGCUGGGGGUUUUGCUUGCGAGGUAUGCUGACCGGCUCUUGCCGGCCUCAGGGACCAGCGGGACGGGGUGCUGUGGCUCUGUGACCGGGGCGAAGGAGGAGGACAUCCCUGUCUUCAAGAGGAGACGGAGGUCCAGCUCCAUAGCGGCCUCGGAAAUGAUGGCUCACAGUCAGAGCAACAGCAAGUCCCUCCGCAGGACUUCGCUGCCUUGCAUUCCGCGGGACCAGAUCAUGUGCCAGCCAGAGUGGGACUACAAGAGACCUCUGAGCAGAUCCCAGUCCUCGGGUACCAGUAUGGUAGUGGACAUUGCAGUGAUGGGGGAGGCCCAUGGUUUGAUCUCGGAUCUGCUGGCAGACCCUUCACUGCCCCCAAACACCUGGAGCUCUCUGAAGGCUGUCAGCAACCUCCUCAGCACCCAGAUCAACCUCCAACCGCUCCACCGACCUCGCAUUCCCACAGACACACAUACCUGUUCUGACUCAGAGGACGGGCCUGAAAGAACAGAGAGAUUGGCCAUUCCAAAGCGUCUAAGGAGGAGUUUGCCCCCAGGAUUGCUGAGGAGAAUUUCAUCAACCUGGACCACAACCACCUCAGCUACAGGACUGCCUACCAUAGAACCAGGUCCUGUCUGCAGAGAUCGCUCAGCCAGCAUCAAACACACUCCAGACAGCAGUGAUUUGUGGAACAACUCAUUGAUGAUGACCAUCUCAAAGAGCCGCUCCAUGUCUGCCUCCUGUGCUGCCUCCGUCACUUCCAACCACCUAUACAGCAAAAUAGAAAGACCAGGUUUUCCUCCCUCCAACAUAUCACCUCUGGGCUCUCCGUGCCCAUCUCCUCCCGUCCAGGGAACUCCUGUAUCCAGCCCUACAAUAAAGACAUGUUUAGUGCAGCUUCCUGAGCCGGCUGGGCCCCUCACAGAGCGGAUACCCGUCUAUGUGGCCCCUAAGAGCCAUCACAGAGCCUUAACUCACAGCCAGAGCGCCCCGAGCUCCACCACCAUUCACUGGCGGCCUCCAUCACUCUGCGGCAGUUGUGGGAGGCCGUAUAACAAUCGACUAAACCAUGAGGUAGAAUCUAUUGUAAAAGGAGACAGAAUACCCCUUCCAGAUGAGCGUGUAGUAGCUUCAUCAGACUAUGACAGCACCUACGACAGCACUUAUGAGACCAACCACAGUGACAGCAGCGACUUUGCACAGAAUGAGGAGGAGGGAGAAGGAGGCAAGAAGCCACCUGAAGUGAGGGAAGGUUGCAGGGAGUGUCCGACAAAGGGUGUAGUUCUUCACCCACUCCUGCCAUCGCCAGAGGACCAGCCAAUCUCUGACCCUGAGGCUCUGAUAAUGCCAGGGUUGGAGCCUCUGAUGAGUGAACUCAACAACUGGAACUUUCCCAUUUUCAGUCUUGUGGAGAAGACCGAAGGCAAGACAGGCUGCAUCCUCAGCCAGGUUUCCUAUAAGCUGUUUGAGGACACGGGUCUGUUUGAGACCUUCAAGAUUCCCGUUAAGGAGUUCAUGAACUACUUCCAUGCUUUAGAGAAUGGAUACAGGGAUAUACCAUAUCACAACCGGAUUCAUGCCACUGACGUGCUGCAUGCCGUCUGGUACCUCACCACUCAGCCGGUGCCAGGCUUGCCCACGCUGCUGACUGAGAAUGGAAUACACACUGACUCAAAUGGCAUUACAUCUAGAUCAACAAGCUUCCUGAGGUCAAAGAUGAACUUUGUGGUUGAGGAGGGCUACGGCUCUCUAGCUGGUCUUAUCCCUGGCCUGGAGCUCAUGGCCCUGUAUGUAGCUGCUGCCAUGCACGACUAUGACCAUCCUGGAAGAACAAAUGCAUUUUUGGUUGCCACCAGUGCUCCACAGGCUCUUCUGUACAACGACAGAUCAGUUUUGGAAAACCAUCAUGCAGCUGCAGCUUGGAACCUCUUCAUGUCUCAACCUGAGUACAACUUCCUUGUUAACCUUGAACAUGUGGAGUUUAAACGAUUCCGCUUCCUUGUCAUUGAAGCUAUCCUGGCGACUGACCUCAAAAAGCACUUUGACUUCCUCGCAGAGUUUAAUGCAAAGGUGGGUGAUGAGGGAGUGUCUGUUAUUGACUGGACCAAUGAGAAUGAUCGAUUACUGGUGUGCCAGAUGUGCAUCAAGCUGGCUGAUGUCAAUGGACCACUGAAGUCUAAAGAGCUGCACCUGCAAUGGACAGAGGGGAUUGUCAAUGAGUUCUAUGAACAAGGUGAUGAAGAAGCUAACCUGGGCCUUCCCAUCAGCCCUUUCAUGGACCGGUCUUCCCCACAGCUCGCCAAACUGCAGGAGUCUUUCAUCACUCACAUAGUGGGCCCGCUGUGCACCUCCUACGACUCUGCAGCUCUCAUGCCAGGACUUUGGGUCGACCCGUCUGAGAGAGAGAUGGAACCAGAGGCGGGAAAGGAAGGACAAGACACAGAAGAGGAGGACACAGCAGAUGAAGAAGCAUCAUCAGGCUCUGACACCUCCCAUCAGCAAGAAACCAAAAAGGUGCGCAGGAGGAAAGUGUUCUGCCAGAUCAUGCAGCACCUUUUGGAAAACCAUGAAAUGUGGAAACGUCUGAUUGCUGCAGAAUCCCCAGAGAAAACCCAGGUAGAGAAGCCAAACUGCAUAGGGAGUACAACUGAUCCAAUCACGGCAAUUCGUGAAGAGGAGGAAGAGCAAGCAAGCAAAGAGGAGGAGUCAGCUGAUGACCUGGAUGAAAGGGAAGAGGUGCCAGCUAUAGAGGAGGAAGAAAUCCUUCCCCAGUCAGAGACUUUACGGGAAAAAGAACAGGAACCAGAGUGAGAUUUUAAACUUUGAAACUUUUCUUAAACCAGGAAUUUGACCGCUGUUUAAAAAUGUUUCUUUCUAUUCUAACUAAACUCUUGAUAUGGUAGCCAGCACAUCACUUUGACACAACACUGUAGAAGAUGUUUUGGGUAAAAUGUGCCUAACAAAAACAGGGUUGAGGACUGGGGUGAUGCAAAAUCUGUGCAUCUGACAUGGAGAAAGACUCGAGAUACACAAAAGAAGAAGUGACUAAAGGAGCAAAACAGAAGAAAUACAGAAAUCAGCUGUUAUUCUUUUAAGUUUAAUGUUUGUUUGAGACUCGUUUUGGCGCCCUGGCCGCACCCACACCACCCAUCCAGCAUUGUGGGCCAACCAUGCUGAUUCACAGAUUCCCUCCAACACUGAGUAACAUUCUGUCACAGCACCCCACUCUUUCUGCUGCUCCCAUGCUAUCAACACUGUGGAGCCACCCAGCUGGCCAAGGAUGUGCAAAAAGCUCCUUCUUGAGGACAAUGGGAUAAAAGCCAGGGAAAAAGCUGUGUCCACUCAGGCUCAGCCAUGUAGAUCAUAUUCAAAGAUUGAAGAAAGAGCCAGUAGUAGUGCAUUGUGUAUACAGACAUACACCCACACAAGUUUCACACACAAAUACACACACAUAGUGCUAUAGCAGAAACACAUUCCAUGCUCUAAACAGAUAGGAAGUGUGACAAAGAACCCCAUUGUUCAAAAACCUUUAUUCUAGUACAAGGAAAAACAUACAAAAUAGUGUUUUGUCCAGGUCAAACAAUGUUAGAAGUGAUUUUCUCCCUGUCUUUUGUUACUCAGCACAGUACACCUACAUGUUUUUAGACUGGACGACUCAGGAAGAAACCUGUAGUGAAGCAGGAACACAAAGGACACUCAGUGCUCUUGUCCUUUUACAUGUCACUGUUAACUCUUCUCUCUUUUUGCUCUCAGAGGUCUCCAACUACUAAUCUGUUAUUAUCUUGAGGCAACACUACAGUAACUACACACUAAUUGGUUACAGUAGUGUGAAAAGACACAUAUUAAUCUUAAUUACAAUAAAUUAAUGAUGUCUAAUUCAAAAGAAAAAUGAUAUAAUAAGGCAUUUAUUUAUGUCACACGUUUUAGAAAGUUUAGCUACCCACCAUUGCGAGUCAGGCCAGAACUGAAUCAUAGCUCUAAAUUUUCCAUCAAAAUUUACAUUAAUAAGACAUUUUAAGCCCACUGACAUCCAGCAGUUGCCCACAAGAAACAAUGCAGGUGUACCAGUCUACAUAACAGUUAUUAUUACCCCAA
Messenger RNA from Melanotaenia boesemani (Boeseman's rainbowfish), 5617 nucleotides. Its product is annotated as cGMP-inhibited 3',5'-cyclic phosphodiesterase A-like. The record is from RefSeq and is a predicted model, not a curated record. Gene Ontology annotation, cellular component: cytosol. NCBI's taxonomy places the organism in Eukaryota, Metazoa, Chordata, Actinopteri, Atheriniformes, Melanotaeniidae. Gene Ontology annotation, molecular function: 3',5'-cyclic-AMP phosphodiesterase activity. Gene Ontology annotation, biological process: positive regulation of oocyte development; oocyte maturation. Bases 842 to 4333 code for a protein of 1163 amino acids. The transcript is spliced from 16 exons.